Molecule: messenger RNA, 1433 nt
Organism: Ictalurus furcatus (blue catfish)
Lineage: Eukaryota; Metazoa; Chordata; Actinopteri; Siluriformes; Ictaluridae
Gene: tcima
Product: transcriptional and immune response regulator a
Exons: 1
Coding region: 137-439 (100 amino acids)
Biological process (GO): endothelial cell activation involved in immune response; negative regulation of Notch signaling pathway
Cellular component (GO): nucleus; cytosol
Molecular function (GO): Notch binding
Source: RefSeq, a predicted model, not a curated record
GCUGCAGUCUGCGCUUCACUCAGCCUCGAAGCGAGCACACUGAGCAACCCGAACAAAUCUCGCGAGAACUGGCGAGAACACAGAGAAAACCCGUCAUUCACAAAGCUCCGAAGACACACGGGGAAAGACUGCAGAGAUGGCGACCUACACGAGAUCAGACAGCUGCCGGGUUUGUCCGUCUGCGCGCGCAAACCGCUUCGACACGGCGCGCCGCAAGCGCGCGGCCCCCAAUAUCUUCGAGCACGUGAGCGAGGAUGCGCUCGCGCGGCUCUUCCGCAAAGCCGGCGACGCGAAGGCCGAGGAGCGCGUGCGGAGCAUCUUCUCGUGCGCCAAUGACCCGGACGAGACCGCGCGCGCCCUGAUGGCGCUCAAGCAGCGCAAGAAGGACAAGUUCCUGCAGAUCGCGCGCGCACUCCGCGGCCUGCUGAAGCUGCGCUGAGGACUCACUUCACGCGGCUCCGGUCGAGAAGAGUCGCAGACAGACGAGUGACAGCAGCUCGGGGGACGAGCGGUGUGAACCGACUCCGAGUCGACACUGCGCGCAGAUGCUCAGGGACAACGUCCAGGCGCCAGAGAAAGACAGAGAAGCUCACGUGCCGGCGGGGAAAGCCUCACAGGGCAGCGUGUGGCAAGCCAAAGGGUCCAGAAACGGCACAAAUGGACGGUUAACGGGGGUGAAGUGCCAGUGGUGUGGUGAAGCACACAGACAAGCAGCAGCUCUGAGAUGAAGCUCAGCUGCAAUGCACAUCCCAGAGGAACACAUGAUCAAACUUCUUAUGAACUUUACAAAGACUUGGUGGACUCCAGGAGCACUUACAAGCUCCUGUGUUGAUGCACCUGCUUUUUAAAAGUUAUAUAUUACAAUGCUGUGAUAACUUUUUGGUCAUGCAUUUGCACACAAUUUGUAAUUUCCACAAUAAAUUAUUAACAUUUUUUAAAAAAGAAAAAAAAAAAAGUCAUUGUUGUGAUGUUUCUAAUGCACUUCUAUGGAGUUCCAUUAUGUUUGUUUGCAUUUGAGCUUGCUGUAGGUCGUAGGUCUACUCCAGUGAUUCGACACUUAUGCUACAGUGUAAUACAGUAAAUAGUAAACAAACAGGGGGGGACCCAAAAAAGUCAUAUUAUACACUCUUUUUACCUUUUAGUAAGCCAAGAGCGCUUAAUAAUAGGCUACUUAAUUAAUAAUGACCCCUUAAAAAAACCCUUCUAAUUAAAUUGCCUCCUCGGUGUAGAGACACACGUGCACAUUUAUUUAUUUAGUAAGCAACUAAAUUUUCACCAAAACAAAAAAAUAUAUAAAAUAAAAUGUAUAAUUUUGCACGCCAUGUGAAUUAGGUUUAUACACAAUUGUAAUAGUGGAGUGUAAGGAGGUUAAGGUCUAUCAAGGUGAUUAGUCAUGCGUGCUGUAAUACAGUAAAUUAGAAGGAAAAAAAAAA